Molecule: messenger RNA, 5035 nt
Organism: Porites evermanni
Lineage: Eukaryota; Metazoa; Cnidaria; Anthozoa; Scleractinia; Poritidae
Source: the annotation of a GenBank genome assembly
AUUUGGAAGAAAAAACAGUCAUUCAAUAUUCCAUUUUGAUUUAUAAGGUAUUUACGCACGAUUUUCAGGUGUGAAAACUGGAAAUGUGAGGGAUAUGUUGUUGCUGCGUUCCAUAUUCGUUUGCUCUAUCAAUUAUUUACCUUCAAGGCGUUGCUGGCAAAACUAUUUCAACAUCGAGUGUGUUUUAUUGAAUUGAAAAAUAAAACGGCACACCUCGCACCGUGACGUUAAAUGGCUGAAUCAAAUCGUGAACCAAUGUCUAUGGAGGCAUUUAGAGCGAAGAAAGGUACCUUUUGUAUUGACAGUCAUCUUGAAAGGUUUUCAAUUCCUGGUGGUAAACUUUGUGCGUUUUGUUUUUCAUUGUAGCCUCGUCUCCUACCGCCGAUAAGUCGGCAGCCAAUCCGAGUAAAUCUGCAAACUCAUCAUCAACUGUCCCUAGUUCGGUGAACUCGGCACAAUCUAGGCCGGCUAGUGCAAGCAGGACGACUUCAGCGAGACGGUCUGUUUCUGCUGAGAAUUUGUCAGGAGAUAGAUACGGUCCCGCGCCUGAUCAGCGACAAAGCAAGGUCAAGCUUUUGCGAGAAAAGCAAGCUGAAGAGAGGAGGAGAAAGAACGAAGAACGUAGGUUGGCGUUCGAAGAAAGAAGGCGAAAAAAAGAGGAGGAGGAGAAAGAAAGGUGGACAACACUUAAACAACAAGUGGACAAACAUAGUGUUCCUAAAUCAAAUAGUUCAGCUUUAAAGCCAGGCUCUGGUAGAAAACUCCCAAAUGUACCUACAGAAGUUAUUGCUAAGCGACCAGGCAGUGCUGUUCAAGCGCCUUCGCGACCGUCUUCGUUGCCAAAGCCUUUAACGAGACCCUCCAGUGCUAAUCCUGCCAAAAGCCCCAAUCAAAGUAGUGCUGGGAGGUUAUCAGGAGGUUCUACCCCCAAAGAAUCUCCUGCAUCAACCGCCAACUUACAACCUAAACCAUCCUUAGGGGCUGGUAGGUCAGUAUCUGCAAGUAAUUUAGACACCAGUACUGUAGCAAAUCGUCGAGCUAGUGGCGGGCCUUUGCAGGCAAGGCCAUCGUCUGGUGCAAAGACCAGACCACGGACAUCCUCGCAUGUUUCGGCUCAGACACUGGAUAAGUCUAAGACAAGAAAUAGUGUCAGCCAUGAAUCACUGUUACCUCCUGGUGGAAAAUUAACAAAAUCCCACUCUACCAGCUCGAUACAAAAUGUUGGAAAGCAUAAAACUACAGCAGAAAAAAGCCAUAAAACUGAAACAAAACCAAAAGCUGGAGUUACUGAUGAGGCCACUGCCAAACAGGCACUGGCAGAACGGAGAAAAAAGGCUAGAGAAGAGGCCGAGAGACAGGCUGCUUUGGAUAAAGAACGACAAGAGGCGGAGAGGUUAAAAAGGGAAGAAGAAGAAAGAAUACGAGCUGAAGAGGAAGCCAGGGAAGAAGCAAGGAUGCGGGAGCUUGCUGAGUUGCUUCGUAAGCAGGAAGAAGAGCGUCUACAGGCAGCAGAAGAAGAAAGGAAGAGAAAAGAGCACGAAGAGGUUGAGAGAGCUGCUGCUGAAAAGAAACGUAAAGAGGAGGAAGAACAGAAAGCAAGAGAUGAGGCAGAAAGGAGGGCUCAAGAGGAUGAAGAAAGGCGUAAACAAGAAGAAGCUGCAAGGUUGGAGAGGAAGAGGGUGAGAAUUUACGUAUAUUUGUACAUUUGACACUUGACAGCACAACAUGUAGUGAAUACUCUUCACAAACUCAGGAUUCUCAUAAAGUUUUAAAGGCAGUUACAAUCCUGGACAAAUGUCUGUGAGACAGUAAUGCAGUAUUCAUGGUUUUCUGUAAUUUCUAGGUACCCUCAUAAAAAAGUGCAACCUUUUUGAAAAUAUCUUGCAGUUUUUUGCUCCCCCCACCCUAUGCAAAGUUGAAACUUAUGAAAAAUUCUGGAAACACGCAUUCAACCUUGUUUGUGGGAGGGGGAGGGGUUGGGCAUAUGUGAUUUAAAGAGAGCCCCACAAAUGCAAAUGUGUCCCAAGACUUUUGGGAUCAUUAUACUUUUCUGGGAAACUGCCCACCUACCCCUCCCCUAAACCAACAUUAACACUUACUUUGCACUUAAGGCAAAAUGUUGGCUUAGGAGAGGGGUAGGUGCACAGUUUCCCAGAAAUGUAUAAUGAUCCGACUUUUGUCCAUCAUUGUGGGAUGUAAAAUUUAGGCAGCUUGACAAUCAAGUGCUGUAGGCAAUUUGAGGUUUUCACUUCCUCACUUUGCCCAUUUUCCCGCAAAAGUAGUUGGCUCGGACCUCAAAGUAGUCGGUUGUGGGCACUUAAUGAGAACCCUGCAAACUUAGAAGUUAAGAGCCUACACGCAGUGCUAUAGUCCCACAUGUAACUUUUUGAGUGAAAACUGAUACUAGCAGAAUGACUGUUAAAAAUUUUUAAUGUGUAUGCUGUUGUUCAACUUUUUAGACAUUAACCCUUUAUAUCUUGUGAUAAUCUACACUAAGCCCUAGGGGGUCAGCUCUAUUUAGAGAUAUAUCGUGUAGUACGCUGACAUGUAAAUACAUGCAAAUCACACCUCUUUCUAUACAAAUAUUUCAGCGAGUGGAGCAAAUUAUGAGCAGAACAAGACAAACAGCAAGCCCAACAACUACUGAGGUGGGUAACUUUUCAUCUUCCUGCAAGAAAUUGUAGCUUCCAGAUACAGUUCCACUCAAAAGUAAAUUACAACCCCUUGCGUGGUGCCAAUUGCAUCAUGUGCUAUGCAAUUCUUGUCGCGCAGUAGCACAGGAUGCAGUAGAUUCUCUCGGCUAAACAUACCUUUAGUGUCCAAAUUUGGAAAAUUUAUGUCAUUGACAUCAGUCAUUGAUUAAUUAAUUCUAGGACAAAUUUCGUCAGGCAAAGGCAGCAACAUGACAGCUCAGCUGUCAUGGUGUUGCAGGGCUUGAGAAAAUAGCUAAUGAUUAGUUUAUGGUAAGCACCCUUACUGCACAUGCUACGUUUAAAUCUGAGUAAACAUUCAAACUUAACUUGUUUCUUUUUUUGUUGUACAGGAGGCAAAGGAACUUGAUCCGGAUGACACCAAGCGUAAAGUGAACAAAAUCCUUCAGAAGGUGAAAGGCAGUCAGAGUUCAUCAAGUCAUAAUAUUGCAGAUAAUGAUGGGCUAGAGGAAGAGCAAGGGAAUAAUAACGAAUCCAAAACUUCGGAAGAAGUAAAACUUGAAUCAGAAAUUACCAGUUUAGAUACUCAGCAUGAGAACAACUUUGCUCCCAUUGAUACAGAUUUAAAUGGAGUAGAUUCUUCUGAACUGCAUAGUUCUGAGAAUAAAUCAUCAACAGAGCCAACUUCAGAGCUACAUGUAGUACCUCCUUUAAUAACUUUACAGCCUGAUUCAACUUUCACUCCAAUUGGAUCUACAAACAGUGAACAUGAAAACGAAGCUGUUUUAUUUCAGUAUAAAGAAAACUCAUCGGUGACAUUUAAUAAAGAGAACCAUAGUGUAAAUGGAACAGAUCAAAUUGUGGAAACUGAAAACUUGACAAAUGCUGAAACUACUGUGGUAAGAAUACCAUCUUUUAUAUCCUUCAUUGUUCACUUGCAGGCUUAUCAUUUUUUGGUUGUUUUGAGGACAUUGCUGCAUAUUAAGUAGCUUAAGCAGCAACGGCGGUGAUGGCAAUGAGAACUGCAAUGAAAGCAAUAGGUUUAGAUUAGCAAAAUGACAACUUUGCACAUGCAUCACGCAUUUUGGUACAUUUCUUUGCUGUCACUGCAUGCCUACAACAUGAAACUGCCAAAUUUCACAUUUUGUGAAGGAUGUGAACGCAAGACAAUGACUUUCUUUUUCUUUUCCUCAUCUUCAAUGCAGUCUUUCAGAAUUCAAUUGCAGAAAAAUUUGCCAACAUUGACAAACUGCACAAAAUGGAAUAAAUGUAGUAAAGUUUGAAGCAGCAUAUUCAUUUUUCAAGUGACAUUUUCGUUGCUAUAUCCGUCUUUUUUGCUUAAGCUGCCUAUUAAUGUAUGGCUACUUCAGUUGAGUUUUUGGCGAUGUGAUGCUCUGUAAGGUGCAUGCCUUCCGGAUGUUAAUUUGUACACUAAAAGAGAAAGUCAAGCUUCAAGUUUUUAAAACUGCCUCUCAAAACAUUAACCCAUUUCCCGGCUGAACAGCUUGUAGCCACUUAUGUGAAUCCAAGGACAACUUUGUCAUCUUACUUGUGAAGGGGGGAAGAGAUCUUUGAAACCAUACCAGAAUGAGCACAAUUCUACCAAAGUGACAGGAGAAAAAUGGGAAAAACCAUGAAAAGUUGACCCCAAUCUUGUUCCACUACCCAACUGCACUUUCUUCCAUCUAAUCCUUCAAUCCUUAAGGCUUUCCCAAAAGCUUUUCCUAAUGAAAUGAAGCCUAGUAAAUGCCCAGCAAAAGGAAAAGAAAACAGAUUGAGAAAUGUGUGAGAAGAGGGGAGGUGAGAAAGCAGGGGUGAAGUUUAAGUCAAGAUUGCUGUAUCACCUUUCAAUAAGAGGAAAGACACACAAAAAACUGGCGUCAAUUUGUUAAGCACUUAUAUGGUCCAUUUCAAUUCUUUAUUUUAUAGUCACAUGGUAACCAUGUCAUUGGCUGCAAAAUGUAACUAUUGUGGUUUAUUUUUAUCCUGGGUUUGAAUUUUUUUCCUGUUGCUCUUUGGUACAGUUAUGUAAGAUAAUGAGUUGGAAACAAUGGAAAAUAAAUGUGAAGCCACGUCUUUUAUCAUGACCUUAGUUCUCUUUUUGAUUACUUUCUUUUACCAACAAGAGGCAUUCUCCUGAAACUAAACAAGAUGCUGUGCCAGAUAAUUCAGUAAGUGUGAACAACGAAAACUCUCCUAGUGAAGUGGAUGAAGAGAUUUUGUGGUUGAAGAUAGAGGCCACAAUGAAAGCAAGAGAGUCGUAUGCUAUUGAAGCUCUGGAGAAUCUGGGAAUAGUCGCUGAAGGUGAUGAUGAUGACGAGAGUGAAGAGGGGCAACUGUGGACUGUGGUAGAAGGAAAGACACAUCUUGCUGAGGUAGUGUAA